AGCAUCAGUCUCAUUUCAUCUUCACACUUUGCUUUAUUCUUUUGUUGGAAAAGACAUUGCAGCCGAACUGAUUCCAGAAGAGAUUUUAUAGAGGGAGGAGGAUGGAGUGCCCCCAGUGCAGGAGGGAAUGUGGGCAGAAUGACAGGUUCUGCAGUGAAUGUGCCUACGAUCAGCGCUCUGGAAGGACGCCUGUCCCAGACUAUCACACCUGACAUUCUCCCAUUUGUCACCUCCCUUGUCAACUCCUCCCUGUCUUCUGGCUGUUUUCAAUCCUCCUCCAAGAGGGCCCACAUCACCCCGCUGCUAAAAAAGCCUGGAGCUCUCCAUCAUCCGUCUGGCUUCAGAUCUGGCCACUCGACAGAGACCGCGCUCUUCUCCGUCAGUGAAUCACUCCAUGCCGCACGAGCAGCCUCCCUCUCCUCUGUCCUCAUUCUUCUAGAUCUCUCUGCUGCCUUCGACACUGUGGAUCACUCCAUCCUCCUGUCCUCCCUGUCAGCAACGGGGAUCUGUGGCACAGCCGUGGACUGGAUUGAGUCCUCUCUGGUCGCUCCUUCCAGGUUGCCUGGGUUGGUUUCAGCCUGCAUCUCUGCUUGCCUGAGUGAUAUCCAGAGUUGGAUGGACAACCACCAUCUAAGGCUCAACCCAGAAAUGCAGCAUUUUGGAUUGGUUGAAGACUGCAAACUGCAGUCCUGGUCUGUCAUUGGUUCUGGGGGUUUCGGACUGAUCUAUAAGGCCAAACACAAAGAUUUGGGGAUGGAGGUGGCAAUCAAACUACUGCAUUGUGAUGAUGGUUCCAGUGCAUCUCUGCAGAAGGAGGCUGAGUUCAUGCGGCAGGGUGGGAGCCCGUAUGUGGUGCGUGUUUUUGGGGUGUACCGGGGGGUGCCCCCUGGCAGGUGGCUCUCAAGUCAGAUGGGCCUGGUGAUGGAGCUGAUGGAGAGGGGGUCUGUGGAGUCCCUCCUGAAGAGGCUGAGGGGCCCCCCUCCCUGGCCCCUGGCCUUCCGCCUGGCUCAUCAGGUGGCUCUUGGCAUGAACUUCAUGCACAAGCUUUGCCCCCCACUGCUGCACCUCGACCUCAAGCCCUGCAACGUGCUGCUGGACCACGGCUUCGGAGCAAAGAUCACAGAUUUUGGUCUGGCCCGACUGAUGCGCAGUAUGUCCAGUGUGGGGGAGCAGGGGGAGGGGAGAGGCACGCUGAGCUACAUACCCCCCGAAGCCUUCCAAACAUCCUACAAAGCCACGGCCGCCUCUGACUCCUACAGUUAUGCCAUCCUGCUCUGGUCUAUAAUCACUGGCAGGGAGCCCUAUGGUGAUGCUAAGCACUGCGUGAUCCGGCUUUGGGUCCAGGACGGGGACAGGCCCAGUCUGGAGGGGGUGAACAGGGCAGCAGUUGAGGGCUUGGGGGAGAUCAUUGACCUCAUGGAGAGAUGCUGGGACCCCAGCCCCCAAAAACGCCCCUCUUUCCAUGACUGCCUCCCAGUGACAGAGAAGGUGUUUGAGCUGCACAGCCGUGGAAUUCAUGAUGCCAUCCACCAGGUGUCCAAAGCACUGGAUGAAAAGCGAGAGAUAUCUCCAACUCCAAUAUCCAAGGCUGGGAAAGUGACUGUGGACCCCAGGGGAGGAUGGAACAGCAAAGACCUGAUUCCUCCCAAUUUCCGGGCAGCAGACAGCGGCGUUGGAACAGAACCCUGUCCUGCCUCUGCCACCUCUAAGGCACUGAGUGACAGCAUCUCCAAAACCUCCAGCACAAGUGGAGAAUUAUCACAGCGGUUGAAAAUAGGAGCCAGUAACAUAUUCAGGGGUGCUGAAAAAAUGUUUGGUUCACUGACCAGUUGGAGUGUAAUCCAAACAGGCAAGAGUUCAAAACCAGGAACCAGUCUGGAGGAGCUGCUGAGAGACCUGGGACUGGAACACCACCUGAAGAACAAGCUGACUCUGAGCCAGGUGCUGCAGAUUGAUGGAGAGACUUUAUCUGAUGAAAGCAUCCAGUCUCUGAAAUCUCUGCCAUGGUGUUUCCUGAGGAAGCUGAUGAUGGUGAAUGAGUCCUUUCGUAGAAUGAGCUGUACCUCAGAACAGGACACAGAGCCCCAAAGCCUAGAAAGCUCACUGAACACCAAGAAAAAUCCACAUGACCACAGCAACAGAGUCAACCCCCUGGACCUCAUAACUGCUGUAUUUCUGUGCUCAGAUGGCUUUCUCCAGCAGGAGAUGGCUUUGAAAAUGUCCAUGUGCCAGUUCUCUGUGCCUCUGCUGCUUCCUACAUGUGAUACCCAGCAGUGCACUUUAAUGCUGUGGGCCAUGAGGGAUAUUGUGAAAAAGUACAAGCCACACUCUUUGGAGGACCCAAGAGGGUUUGUAGAGGAGAGCAUUGUUCUGUCUGACCUCCCCAUGGUCUCUUUUGUGAGGCUGGGAAACUGCAGCAUGUCCAAGUCUCACAUUCUGAACCAGGUCCUCAGCAACCCUCAGCAGUACCAGGACACCUUUGUUCACAAAAACAUGGAGUGCGGUGACACCCCAAGGAGGAUUUCCAAUGGGCUGGUGGAAAUCAGCUGGUAUCUGCCCAGUGGGAACAAAAACACUGACAUCUUCUCUGAGCCUCUGGCUAUAGCUAACCUCCGUGGGGACCUCAGAGACUUUGAAACUCAGUACGCUUUCCUCUGCCGCACAUCGACUGCUAUAUUUUUGUUUUGCGACAACUUUAAGUUUGAACAAAGAUUUCUGGACUCUAAGCAAUUUAAGACUCAUUGGAUUUUGAUCACCAAUUCACAGAGCCAGAGCUUCAAUGAGGAUGACUUCAGGAGAUGUGUUUCUGAGAGAAAACCCAGUAACAUCAUCAAAAAGCAUCGGCGGAUGAAUGAUGCAGAAUUCAACAAAAAACUGUGUUCGGCUAUCCGUGGAAUUUUAAAGGGAAAUAUUCAAAUGAGCAUUGAAAGGAUGUCUGAUCUUACCCAUGAUUUAGGGAUCCUUGUUGAUGAAGAAUACAUCCACUGUAAGAGCAGCAAGCAGAAGGCUGAUGAAAUCACAGGAGGAAUAUCUGACAUACCAAGCUUCAAGGAGAAAGAGCUGCCCUUGCAAGGGACUGCAUGGAAACAGCUGGCCAAACUGGAGAAGGAACAGUGCAAGAUGAAAAAUACUGGGGAGAAAAACAUAGAAGUUUACAAGAACGAGCUUGCAGAUCAGAGGCAGAAGCUCAGAGAACAGCAGAGGGCUCACAGCAUCUCCGAUUCUAUGUCCCGUUUCAUCUCCGCGAUGUGCAAUAACACAGAGGAGUGCAAGUAUUUCCUCAAGUGGAUGAGGAUCAAUCUGGAUAAUCUGUCACACAAAAGCCUUCCACCUCUUCGGGCAAAGUACAAGGAACAGUGUCGGAAUUCCUCAGAAAACAAGGAGCUCAUUGCUAAGUUGGACAGGGAGAUCUCCAGCUGCUCCUUGGGGAUAGAGCACUUCCUGAGGGAAAUGGGUCAGCUGUACGAGUCGGCCUACUCACUCCCCGAAGCCCUCACCCCAGAGAUUAAGCGCCUGCCACGUCUCUGUGCUGAGCUGCUACAGGAGGGCUUUCCUCUGGAGCUGGUGGAUGGAGACUCAAGCAAUAUUCCUCUAGAGUGGGUGACACAGGUUCUGAAAGAACUCCAUCAUCUCACACAGGAUAAAAGUAAGAUCCGGGUCAUCUCUGUUCUGGGGGUACAGAGCACUGGGAAGUCCACCCUCCUGAACACCAUGUUUGGGGUCCAGUUUGCUGUCAGUAGUGGCAGGUGCACCAGAGGGGCCUUCAUGUUCCUCAUCAGAGUGAAAGAGGAUUUUAAAGUGCGGCUUGGGUGUGAUUACAUCAUGAUUAUUGACACUGAAGGUUUGAAGGCACCACAGUUGGCACAGCUGGAUGACAGUCAUGAGCAUGAUAAUGAACUGGCCACUCUGGUGGUGGGGCUGAGUGACAUCACAGUCAUCAACAUCGCUAUGGAGAAUUCCAUGGAAAUUAACGAUAUCUUGCAGAUUGUGGUGCACGCCUUCCUGCGCAUGAAAGAAGUUGGAAGAAAACCCUGCUGUCAGUUUGUGCACCAGAAUGUGCCAGACAUCUCUGCCCAUGACAGUAAUAUGAGAGAGAGGAAACUUCUGCUGGAGCAGCUGAAUGAGAUGACCCAAGCAGCAGCUAAGAUGGAAAAGAAGGGAAGCAACAAAAGAUUUACUGAUGUCAUGGAGUAUGAUCCAGAGAAAAACACCUGGUACAUCCCUGGGCUCUGGCACGGCAACCCUCCCAUGGCCCCUGUCAGUGUUGGCUACAGUGAGUCUGUGGAUCUUUUCAAGAGGAGUGUGAUUGAGAAGUUUAUGGAACAAAAAUCUGGAAACAGCUCAGCACACACAAUCAUUGAGUUCCUUGAAUGGAACAAGAGCUUAUGGAAAGCAGUGAAGUAUGAGAACUUCAUCUUCAGUUUCCGCAACAGCCUUGUAGCUGAAGCUUAUGCUCAGCUUUGCACUGAGUUCAACCAAUGGGAUUGGGCCUUCAGGAAGAACAUGUACUCCUGGCUAAUGGAAGCUGAGACAAAGGUGUCAAACUCUGGCACAGAAGCAGAAUUUAAGAAUUUGGAUGAGUUACUGAUCCGCCUGAAAACUCAGGCCUUGGUAGAACUGACUAAAGGGGAAACGCUCAUUUUGGCCAACCUCACUGAAUUCUACAAGAGGCAAGAGGGACAUGUUCACUUGGUAGAGAAGUACAAGGAGGACUUCAACAUCACAGCCAAAACCAUCAGGAGGGAGACAGAGAACUCUGUGAAAAACAAGCUUGAGGCAGCAGUGGAGAUGAGAAAGGGCAUGUUCAGGUUAGAGAGCAUCAAGAACAAUCAAACGGCCACAAUGGAGAACAAGGUGCAGGGGCUGAUUGAGAAAUGCAAAACAAGUAAAGAUCUGUCUGAUCAACAGCUGGAGGAUGAAUUUGAGAAGAUGUGGGAUGACACUGUAGCAGAGCUGCGCUUCCCUGGCAUGGAAGAACGAGACAUUGUGCUAGACAUCUACUACCAGCUGUGGGUUAACUUAGAGAGGAAAGGCAGCUCAGUACGUGAAAUACUGUCAAAAGUGGGCAACUUGUCUGGAUAUGGAAGAAUGCCAUUAAAAGUGAAAAGUAAACAUUUGGGAUCAAAACAAUGGUUUAGCAAUGUUUCCUCAGGAAAGGAGCUAAAAGAGUUCCAGCAGGUAGUUGAUCACAUCAUUGUGCAGAGCAAGCAGUUUGUUGAUGAGAAAGUGAGAACAAGAUCUGAUUACCAUGAAACAUUCAUAACAGACUUGCUUUGCAUUGGAGACAAAAUCCUGGAAAAGAAUCUGGAAACAACUGCUGAAUUUCAGGCCAAGCUGAAGAUUCACAUCUGUGGACAUGCAGCACGGGAGUUUAACAAAAUGCAUCAAGCUUUCAUCCAUGUAAAUGAUCCUUGUCACUGUCUGGAACAGUUCAAGAAACAGUACUACACAGACUUUAAGGACCUGUUCAACAAAAGAGACCAGUGUCAGAAGAAAGCCAAAGAUUUCACCGUCAACUGUCUUCAACCUGCGGUGAAGGAAUACAUCACCAAAUCUCUGGGCCCUGACCUUGUGGAUGAAAUGAUGGAAGGGCAGAAAGCCAUUGCUUUCAGCACUCAAACCUUCUUCCAGUUCUCAAUCCUUGAGCAGCUGCUUAAGGGUGAUAACUUUCGGGACUUUGUGAAAUACAUAAAAAAAUAUGAGACCUUUGUACAUGACUGGAUAUUGAAGCUGAUGGUGGAGCAGUUCUCAGAGAAAGAUAGACUCAGGGACAUUGAGAUGAGACACUUGAUGGUGAUGGUUAGCAGAAUAAAGGAAGCCAUUAAGAACGCACAGAUGAAGGCAGCUGAACAGGCAGCAGGAAUGGGUGAGGAGGCCCAGAACAUUCAGCAGUUCAUUCAGGAUAUUUGUAGUGACCUAGCGAAGGAGCUUAUCAUCCCCAAAGACCCCCUCAGCGCAGUCCUGGCCUUAAACUCUGCCAAACCAGAAGACUUUUCCCGGUGUCUUGUGGAUGAAAUGGAGCAGGCCUUUACCACAGAGUUUCAGAAAGGUGGGGAUGUGAGGGCCAGGCUGACCUCACUGCCCUUUCAGCCACAGAAGGAGCUGUUUAACAGGGUGUUUGGCUGUGGGAAGCAGUGUCCCUUCUGCAAGGCCCCCUGUGAAGCUGGUGGCAAGAAUCACACAGAGCACUUUGCUUCCAUUCACCGUCCUCAGGGCAUUGCAGGAUGGAGCAAUUGUGAAUCGCAUAUAUUAGUGAGCAAUAUCUGCUCCACCAGUGUUGCCAGUGAGAAAAACAUCAGGUUGACUGAAACAGAUGAGAAAUGGCAUCCAUACAAGGACUACCCGAGCAUUUACCAAGACUGGCGCAUCCAGCCUGACACCAGCAUCCAGGCCUCAGACUACUGGAAGUACGUCUUCAGCAAGUAUAAUAAGCAGUUUGCAGAGGAAUACAGAGCUAAGCCUGCUGACAUUCCCCACAAUUGGAGAGCUAUAACUCCAGACCAAGCCAUGGAAAACCUGAAGGAAACUUUCUUGAUGAAAAUUAAUUUAUUCCACAGCCCCUGUUCCAGUAGGGUUGACAAUGCAUCCUCUGUGUGACAUUAAUAUUAAAUAGUCUACUCACAGGUACAACUCAAUGGUUAAGCAAAACAGAGCCCCAGCCAAGUUGAAUGGCACUAAUGUACAGCAAGAUUUAUAUAAUUCAAAUGAAGCACUCAUCAUUUUUAAAGGGGACAGUUGAAUUCAAUCAUCACUGAUGUUAGGAAAGAGUGAGAACUCCUGAUCACUGACACAGACACUGCUAUAUUCCUGCAGCCUCCCCUGAGUCUUUUCUGGUUCUAUGAGAGAUGGUACCAUUAGCAGCUCAUUGUACUCAUGAAAUCAUAUUCAUGCUAUAAAGUGAUAUUGCCUGUAUCCUUACCUAUGCAGCAUUUAUCUGUACAAAUCCUGCUUGUGAAUCAUCAUGGCUGAUCUCUGUCCAUUGUUCCAUUCAUUAGGAUGGUAAAUAGGCUGUGAUAUUUUAACAGUUUAACAGACUUAAUUUAAUAUUCUCACCUCCAUAUUAAAGAAGAUUUUUUUUCUUUCUUUUUUUUUUUUUACAAAAGUCCAAAUAUGUGUUCUAUCGCGUAAAUCAUUCUUAUAAUUAAAGCGUAAGAACUUAAUGGCAAUUAUCAGCUCUACAUCACUGCUUGCUUAGGUGUUCAUUAUUUACUGUCUUGUUGAUCUGUUAUAUGUUCGAUAAUCAUCACUAUAUGUUAUAUGUUAUAUGUCACUAUUAUGACAAUAUUUUUCUAUUUAGAAAACUGAAUUGAAACUUUGUUUUGCAUCUUUGUAAAACUAAUGAAUUUCUCCAGACACAUUCACAUUCUCACAUUAAAAAUAAACUUUUCAUUUGAUUUGAA
Molecule: messenger RNA, 7400 nt
Organism: Conger conger (European conger)
Lineage: Eukaryota; Metazoa; Chordata; Actinopteri; Anguilliformes; Congridae
Product: interferon-induced very large GTPase 1-like
Biological process (GO): protein phosphorylation
Molecular function (GO): protein kinase activity; GTP binding; ATP binding
Source: RefSeq, a predicted model, not a curated record